CACAGCACCAUCCCCUUUUUUCCUUCUGCCUCAGAGUAAAUAACUCUUUAUUUCUGGUCUGUCAAGUUUGUCACGUUACGUAAAGUCUUGAGGCUGAGAGGACACAAGCUGCUUCAGUUCACUCACUUUCACUUUUGUCCGUGGUACAAGCAAGAGAAUUAACCUGCGAUGUCUCUGAGCGGGGAUGUUUGUGUUGUGACCGGAGCCUGUGGAUUUCUGGGGAAGCGGUUGGUGAGGCUUCUGCUGGAAGAGGAGAAGAUGUCAGAGAUUCGUCUGCUGGAUAAAGAAGUAAAGCCACAACUGUUACAGACUCUGGAAGACUGUCGAGGCGACACAAAGCUGAGUGCUUUCGAGGGGGACAUCAGAGACGGUGAUUUCCUGAGAAAAAGCUGCAGAGGCGCUUCGAUUGUUUUCCACAUCGCGUCCAUCAUCGAUGUGACUAACUCGGUGGAAUACAGCGAGAUAUACGGGGUCAACGUCAGAGGAACUCAGCUGCUCCUGGAGGCAUGCAUUCAAGAGAACGUGUCGUCGGUCAUCUACACCAGCACCAUCGAGGUGAUGGGGCCAAACUCAAAGGGUGAACCAAUCAUCAACGGCACCGAGGACACAGUUUAUGAAUGCAAUCUGAAGUUCGCUUACAGCAAGACCAAAAAGGAGGCUGAGGAGAGAACCCUGCAGGUCCACGACGAGCUGCUCCCAAACGGAGGCCGACUUGCUACCUGCGCCCUCCGACCCAUGUACAUCUAUGGGGAGGGCUGCCGCUUCCUGCUGGGCCACAUGGGCGACGGGAUACGAAACAACAACGUUCUGUAUCGUAUGUCUCUGCCGGAGGCUUUAGUGAAUCCUGUCUAUGUGGGCAACGUGGCUGCGGCUCACCUCCAGGCAGCCCGCAGCCUCAAAGAUCCACAAAAAAGAGAUGUAGUCGGAGGAAAGUUUUACUUCAUUUCAGACGACACGCCUCACAUUUCCUAUUCCGACUUCAACCACAUCGUGAUGUCACCUCUGGGCUUCAGCAUUCAGGAGAAACUGAUGGUGCCGCUCCGCCUCUUCUACCUGUUCUGCUUCCUAAUGGAGGUCGUGUGCAUGAUACUUCAGCCUUUCGUGCGUGUCGCCCCGCCGCUGAGCCGGCAGCUCCUCACCAUGUUGAACACGACGUUCAGCUUCUCCUAUCAGAGGGCUCAGAGAGACCUGGGGUACGCCCCCAGGUUCACCUGGCAGGACGCUCGCAAACGCACCAUUGAAUGGCUUGCUUCACAGCUGCCACAAGAGAGGGAAAAAAUCUCAGCUAAAUAACGAAUGAAAAGUCAUUAACAACUGCAGUAAAAAUUCAUUUUAAUUGACAAGAAGUAUGUUUAUAUAUUUUUGGUGUUUGUCUCUUUACCUUUCCAAGCUACCAUUUUCAACUUGGAUGAGACCCUAAAACGACUCGGGGCUGAUUCGGCCUGGUCCAGAAUGUAGUGCAAAGAUCUUUGUCAGGGUCUCCAUACUAGCAGGAAGAUGUUUUUGAAACUGCUUACUGCUGAACUGAAUGGUGUGCGGACCUUUUCUUUUUUUCGGCAGUUUAUUCCUUUUUUUGCCCUGCACCUGUAUCGAUUUGCUUAGAUGUGUGCACACUCAUCUUUUUUUCUUUGAAUAUGUGCAUAACCAGUAUACUUUAGAGGUUGUGUAUAGCAGUGUGUGUUGUCUUUCUAAUCCAAACAUUGUCCCUUGUGGCUCCAAAAGAAUUGUGACAAAAGCUGCACAAAUCAAUGCAGAAGUGUACUUAUCAAUACUUUGAACUAUCUUUUACCUGUACUUUGUCAUUCAGUCAUCUAUAGUUUAACAUAUCUAACACACUAAACAUGAAGCAAUUAUGUUUUUAAAAAGUGCAAAUUACUGUUCAUGAUUUCUUAAAGAUAUUUUUUUUUGUUUCCACUUCUGAAAUGGAGUUCUGAAAAUGUUUUUUCUUUCUCUGAUAUCACCCGCAGGGGUUGCCAAAGUCACAGAUUACUUCACAUGUAGGGUUACAUUGUAAAUAAUCUGUUUUCAAGGUUAGUACCAUUAAAGUGUUUGUG
Labrus bergylta (ballan wrasse) is the source of this 2054-nucleotide messenger RNA. It is a transcript of the gene hsd3b1, whose product is annotated as hydroxy-delta-5-steroid dehydrogenase, 3 beta- and steroid delta-isomerase 1. Gene Ontology annotation, biological process: steroid biosynthetic process. Gene Ontology annotation, molecular function: 3-beta-hydroxy-Delta5-steroid dehydrogenase (NAD+) activity. Lineage: Eukaryota; Metazoa; Chordata; Actinopteri; Labriformes; Labridae. The record is from RefSeq and is a predicted model, not a curated record.